This is a messenger RNA of Hyalella azteca, 1302 nucleotides long. RefSeq names its product rab-like protein 6. Gene Ontology annotation, cellular component: cytosol; nucleus. NCBI's taxonomy places the organism in Eukaryota, Metazoa, Arthropoda, Malacostraca, Amphipoda, Hyalellidae. Bases 130 to 1302 code for a protein of 390 amino acids. Gene Ontology annotation, molecular function: GTP binding. The record is from RefSeq and is a predicted model, not a curated record. The transcript has 7 exons.
UGUUACGAUCAGCUGGCUAAAACUUGGACUAUUAGGAGAGUUUAACAAGAAAUCAUUAUGCAUUAAAGAGACUUAGUAGCCGAUUGAUGGCUCAUUAUUUCUGUUUAUGUCUUUUAUCUGCUGAAAGGCAUGUUUUCUGCGUUACGUAAAUUAACUAAUCGCGCCACUUCCGAUGGAGGAGGUGGAAACCUACCUGCUCCUGCUGGAGGAGUUCAAACGAUGGCUGCCUCAUUACAGCGACGGUUUGCAAGAGGGGUUCAAUAUAACAUGAAAUUGGUCAUACGAGGAGAUCGAAAUGUUGGCAAGACUUGUCUCUUCCAGCGUCUCCAGGGCCGCCCUUUCAUUGACGAGUACUCACCCACUGAUGAAAUUCAGGUGGCCUGCAUCCAAUGGAACUACAAAGCCACAGAUGAUGUGGUGAAAGUGGAAGUCUGGGAUGUUGUUGACAAAGCUAAGAAAAGAAAAAAGGUUGAUGGCCUGAAACUUAGCAAUGUGGAAACAAGUCCAGAAAAUGAAGAUGAAGGGGUGGCUCUGGAUGCAGAAUUUCUUGAUGUUUACAAGGGAGCGAAUGGCGUCAUCCUCGUCUUUGAUAUCACAAAGGCUUGUGCUGAACUAGACAGUGCAGAGCCUGUGUUGCUGNAGAAGAGGAAAGCCACCAACAACAUUCCGUCUGCUGCAGUUUCCCCUUCUGCACCUGCUGCUCCUCCUGCAAAGCCUCACCCUCACGCCCCUCCUGCAUCAGUGCUACCAGAGGGCUCAGGCGAGGUGGUGGUAUGCGAGUCGUCCAUGAGGAACGGCUUUGGGCUGAAGCUGGUGCACAGGUUCCUGAACCUGCCUUUCCUGGCCCUGCAGCGGCACACUCUCCUGGGGCUGCUGCGCACCAACGCCUGCGACGCGCGCGCCACCAUGCAGGAGCUCGAGGCCUGCCAAGAGACCGAGGAGGCCGACUAUGACAGGUUCAUGGACCGCCUGAACGAGAAGAGGAAAGCCACCAACAACAUUCCGUCUGCUGCAGUUUCCCCUUCUGCACCUGCUGCUCCUCCUGCAAAGCCUCACCCUCACGCCCCUCCUGCAUCAGUGCGUGCACCUAAACCAGCACCUGCAGCAGCAGCAGCAGCAGCAGCAGCAGCAGGGGCUCCUGUCGUGCAAGCAGCGGCUACUUCGUUGCCAGUUCAUUCCGCGGGCAAAAAACUUGUGCCAUCGAGCGUUCCGACCACCGCGGCCUCCACUACCACUACAGCCACCAGAUCAGUCAAUGGCAGACUAGAGGAAAAUAUUCUACGUUGUAACGUAUGCUUGUAG